Molecule: messenger RNA, 1326 nt
Organism: Kwoniella shivajii
Lineage: Eukaryota; Fungi; Basidiomycota; Tremellomycetes; Tremellales; Cryptococcaceae
Exons: 6
Coding region: 1-1326 (441 amino acids)
Biological process (GO): transcription by RNA polymerase II
Cellular component (GO): SAGA complex
Molecular function (GO): protein heterodimerization activity; transcription coregulator activity
Source: RefSeq, a predicted model, not a curated record
AUGACUUCCUCACUUGCUUUACCACCACUUCGACCGAUGUCAAACACCAUGCCAAUUUCAACACCAUCACCUUCCAACGCUUUAGCCGGACCUUCUAAUCCCACAUCAACACAUCAAAACAACUCAACCAAUACCAAUACCAAGAGAAGGUCACAGUCUCCUGCAGGUGGUGAAGAGGAUGAUGAUGAAGAGAAUGAAAGUGAAGAUGAGAAGAAGAAAGUUGGAUCAAAGAAGAAGAAGGGGGAAAAAGAGAAAGGGGAGUACAAGUAUACGAGUGAAAUCAGUCAAAUGAUGUUCGUAUUUGGAGAAGUACAGGAUCCGUUGCCGGAAACAGUGAGGUUGGUGGAAGAUAUAGUUAGAGGGCAGAUUAUAGAGAUUAUCACCCGAGCACGUCUACUCACCCACCUCCGAUCAUCUCGUUUCCUUUCCGCCGAAGACCUGAUAUUUCUCAUCCGAGAUGACCGAGGGAAAGUGAAUAGACUGAGAACGUACCUAUCCUGGAAAGAUGUGCGGAAGAGGGCAAAGGACGAGGAGGAAAGAGGUGGCGAUGUUGACCUGGACGUCGAUGGCGCAGAUGAUAAAGCCGCUGCAAAAGGACGAAAAUCAAUGAUGAAAUUACCAUGGGAACUCUUGACACCGUUCUCAGAUUAUCUGCGCGCUCUUCCGAGCAAACAGAAUAGGGAUGAAGAUGAAGAAGAGGAUGAAGAUGAAAUGCAAGCUCAUCAAGAUAGCAUGCAACGUCUGAGAGAUGCCGAUGAGAUCACAAAGAAAAUGACCAAAGAUGAAUAUGUACAUUACUCGGAUUGUCGACAAGCUAGUUUUACUUACCGAAAAGCUCGUCGAUUUAGAGAAUUCGUCAACUUUUCUGCUUAUCUAGAUGUUAGACCAAACGAUGACAUUAUUGAUAUCCUCGGGUUCUUAUCCUUCGAAAUGGUCAGAUCAUUAUGUGUAACAGCGUUGGAUCUUAGAGAGAGAUUAGAGUUAACAAAACCAUCAUCACAACAACAUCAAAGUACUUCAACGAAUACGAAUAGAGCUACAUCGCCUAUGAAAAGGAAAUCGAUGAACAUAGAAAACAACAAUACACAAUCACCAAUGAAGAAAUCGAAGCUGGAUGAUGUAAACGAAGAUAAAAAAGGUAGUAUAAAUACUAAACCUCAACCUAUAUCAUUAUUCGCUCCACCUCCUUCUGCAAGACAACCUUUAUUACCAGGCCAUAUACUAGAAGCGUUCGCUCAGAUACAAAGAACGGAAGCUGCUAGUAGAGUGGGUGGGAUGAGGAAUUUCAAAUCCGGUUUAGGCAAAAGCAGGGUUGCCUUAGUAUAG